Molecule: messenger RNA, 726 nt
Organism: Echinostoma caproni
Lineage: Eukaryota; Metazoa; Platyhelminthes; Trematoda; Plagiorchiida; Echinostomatidae
Source: the annotation of a GenBank genome assembly
AUGCGGAUCAUUCAUGGUGCGGGCUACUCGGACGAGGAACGUCGAACGUUUAUCAAAAUCGUGUAUCAGAAUAUAUACAUGGCCAUGUUUACUAUGAUUCGAGCCUCGUGUGACUUUCUGUUUGUAUUGCCUCAGGCUUACGCUGAAGCUAUUCGUGAAAUCGACUAUGAAUCCGUAACCUCAAUGGAUCCACAGCACGUUGUUGCCAUCCGAUCUUUGUGGGACGAUCCGGGAAUAAAAGAGUGUUAUGAUCGCCGCCGCGAGUAUCAGCUCACCGAUUCAGCAAAAUAUUACCUUGACAAUCUGGAUCGAAUCUCCCAACCGGACUACGUCCCAACCCUACAGGAUAUCCUUCGUGUUCGAGUUCCCACAACUGGUAUUGUGGAGUAUCCGUUUGAUCUCGAUUCCAUCAUUUUUCGGAUGGUGGACGUCGGUGGUCAGCGAUCGGAGCGCCGGAAAUGGAUCCACUGCUUUGAAAGCGUUACUUCCAUUAUGUUCUUAGUUGCACUGUCCGAAUAUGAUCAAGUCUUAGUUGAGUCGGAUAAUGAGAAUCGAAUGGAAGAGAGCAAAGCUUUGUUCCGCACUAUAAUCAGUUACCCAUGGUUCCAGGAGUCUUCUGUGAUUCUGUUUCUGAACAAGAAGGAUUUAUUGGAAGAAAAAAUCAUGUAUUCACACCUUGUGGAUUACUUCCCGGAAUAUGAUGGUGAGCUCUCAAUUCACUGGUAA